Messenger RNA from Microdochium trichocladiopsis, 1545 nucleotides. RefSeq names its product cation efflux family protein. Gene Ontology annotation, cellular component: membrane. The coding region runs from base 1 to 1545 and encodes 514 amino acids. NCBI's taxonomy places the organism in Eukaryota, Fungi, Ascomycota, Sordariomycetes, Xylariales, Microdochiaceae. The transcript is spliced from 3 exons. Gene Ontology annotation, biological process: transmembrane transport; monoatomic cation transport. The record is from RefSeq and is a predicted model, not a curated record. Gene Ontology annotation, molecular function: monoatomic cation transmembrane transporter activity.
AUGUCGCAAGGCGCAACACUCAUCCGAAACCGCUCUCACACGAUCAUGCGGGAGGUUCACCAUAAGGGUGUCGGAGUCGAAGACGACGAGGACGCGAACGGUACCGCUCGGCUACUCAUACGCCAGUCCAACGAGAGUCCUCGGAGAUUGACAGCUGAGGAGCGCCGCCUGAGCCAGAUGAUCCUCAGCACACAGAUGCGCAGUAUGCGCCUCAUUGGUAACAGCAACCCGCGGUAUCAUUGGGACCGCUACUGGAAGACCCAGGAGCAGCUCAAGUCCAUGCCAAAACCCGUCCGCCAGUACUAUGAGCGGAGCAAUGAUCUUAUUCGCAUGUACUUGUACAUCGACCAGCUCCUCGAAUCCUCCGUUCCCCAUGACCUCCUCAACGAAUAUUGCGAGUCCCUCAACGCCUCCGCCUUUCGCCCCAUAGAUGUUCCUCACACCAUCUCCGAGGGGCCUCCCACUCCCCUGGACGCCUCUCCCAACAGCCCCAGCCAGCUCGCCAGCCUGGCGGCGCCAGAGAGUGAGCUGAACAGCACCAGCGCUGUCAGUUUUGCCAAUGAUACCUCCAAAAAGAAGCUGCCGAAGCGCAAUCCCAGGGAAAUCUUUCGGUCCACGGAGACGACUCCUCUUCUUUCUGCCGUGAAUCGGGACCAGGUCAUCCAUGACGAAGAAGACAGCCUCUUAGACGGAGAUUACCCCAAGCCUGAGAUCCCUUGGCUUCAGGACUCUGACCUGGACAGCGACGACCACGUCGUGACGCUCGCCAUUUGGGUCAACUUCAUCACAAACGCUGUUCUCCUUCUUAGCAAGAUCGUCGUCGUUCUUUCCGUCCCCUCCAUCUCCGUUCUCGCCAGCGUUGUCGAUGCUGCUCUCGACUUUCUCAGCACAGCGAUUGUCUGGACAACCACGCGCUUGAUCGCCGCGAGCCAGAAUGACCGGCAUCGCUAUCCAGUCGGCCGGCGCUGUCUUGAGCCCGUUGGUGUGCUCGUGUUCUCUAUUGUCAUGGUCACAUCUUUUUGCCAGGUCUUCCUCGAGGCGAUUCAAAGGCUCGCCUCCCCAGACCACUUCAUUGUCGAGCUUGGAAUUCCCGCCCUCACCAUCAUGAUCGGCACGGUUGUCAUCAAGGGGGCCUGUUGGCUCUGGUGCCGCAUCAUUAAGAACUCCUCCGUCCGCGCUCUCGCCGACGACGCCGUGACCGACGUCAUCUUCAACGCCGGCUCCAUCUUCUUUCCAAUCGUCGGCUUCUACGCUAAGAUAUGGUGGAUGGACGCCCUAGGCGGCCUCCUUCUGUCUCUCAUUGUCAUGGCCAACUGGAGCCAGACCUCGAUGCACUAUCAAAUUCAAAACCUGCGCGCCUACCACGUAGGCGACAAACUCUUCGUCGAGCUCGACAUUGUCCUCUCGGCCAACAUGCCUCUCAAAGACAGCCACGACCUCGGCGAGGUCAUCACGUACUUCCUCGAGGCCGUCCCGGUCGUCGACCGGGCGUUCGUCCACGUCGACUACGCCACCUACAAUCUACAGACACAUAUCAACACCUAA